AUGGCACGAGUCUCACCUUUUUCGCAUGCAGUGGUUGCAUCUAUGAGACACCUUUACCCAGAAGUGCUGGCAGACAAGUCAUUUGACAAUACAGGCUUACUUCUUGAAGCCCCUAUACCAACUCAUCUUCCGAGAAAGUCGAACUCGGUCCUCCUCACUAUCGACCUUACCAAAGCUGUUGCAGACGAGGCAAUCGAAGAGAACCAUUCGCUUGUGGUCGCCUAUCACCCUAUAAUUUUUCGAGGCCUCAAGUCUAUCACCUUGGACGAUUCGCAGCAGCAAAGUCUGCUGAGGUUAGCAAGCCAUGGCGUCAGCGUCUAUUGUCCACAUACUGCUGUCGAUAUCGUGCCGAACGUCACUGGAAAGAUCGAACCUGCUCCUGAGCCCAUGGCUGUCUCGAGCGCGGAAGCAAAGCAGCAAUUAGAAGACACUAUACCAGAACAGUCAGAGCCAGUAUCUGAAACAGACGUGACUACUUCGGAGGACGAAGAGCCAAUAACACCUAGUGACGUUAAGCCAAAUGGUCACAUGUCCGAUCCUUUCGUCGAGAAGGAUCCCACUACCCCUAAGCCCAAACCAAAACGACCAACUGGAGUGCACAGGACAUACUCAAAGCCAUCCUAUCCAUUACAUAUUCGUGAUCAAGAGGAAAAUUCACCUCCACACAGAAUACCUUCACCCAUACAGUCUUCUCCCAAUACGACCUUUCACCAUUCCGUCAUCCCGCAUGUUCGAACAGUCAUCACUUCUUCACCCAGUUCUGCAUUAGAGACUGCUAACGCUGCACGUUCCACCUCACAAGGAGAACCAUACUAUACCUCCUCCAAUUCUGGCUCUGGCCGACUAAUCACCUUCGAACAUCCACAGCCUCUUUCGGCGCUGAUAACACGUAUAGCCUAUGCGACCGGUACACCCAAGGGCUUCCCAGUCGCCAUUCCUCAAGACCGUUCACUGGAGUCUAUUCGAAUCAAAACAGUUGGUACAUGUCCAGGUUCAGGCAGUAGUGUUAUCCGAAAUGCAAAAACUCCACCAGAUCUUGUCUUUACUGGUGAGAUGUCGCAUCACGAGGCAUUAGCUGCAAUCGAGCAGGGUAGAUGUGUAAUCUCCUUGUUUCACAGCAACAGCGAAAGGGGCUACCUGGAUGGAGUAAUGAGAGAACUGCUUGAGGAAGAAGUACAGAAGAGAUGGAAGGAUGAGAGGGAGAGGACGAAGGCGGAGGACAAUCAAGGGGAAAUGACAAAGGAGAUAACAGGGGACGAUAGUGUCAGUGUUGUCGUCAGCAGAAGAGAUCGAGAUCCUUUUGGUAUUGUGGUUUUGCAAGAGAGUGGGGUGCGAGGUGAAGCCGUGAGCUGA
This is a messenger RNA of Lithohypha guttulata, 1353 nucleotides long. RefSeq lists its product as uncharacterized. The transcript is spliced from 2 exons. The coding region runs from base 1 to 1353 and encodes 450 amino acids. Lineage: Eukaryota; Fungi; Ascomycota; Eurotiomycetes; Chaetothyriales; Trichomeriaceae. Gene Ontology annotation, cellular component: cytoplasm; mitochondrion. The record is from RefSeq and is a predicted model, not a curated record.